AGAUGAACGUGAGGCAGUUCAGAAGAAGACUUUCACAAAGUGGGUUAAUUCCCACUUGGCACGUGUAUCAUGCAGAAUUACAGAUCUGUACACUGACCUUCGUGAUGGAAGGAUGCUCAUCAAACUUUUGGAAGUUCUUUCAGGAGAGAGACUUCCUAAACCAACUAAGGGAAGGAUGCGCAUCCAUUGCCUGGAGAAUGUUGAUAAAGCCCUCCAGUUCCUGAAAGAGCAAAGAGUACACUUAGAAAACAUGGGAUCUCAUGAUAUUGUGGAUGGGAAUCACAGGCUGACACUUGGCCUUAUUUGGACUAUUAUCCUGAGGUUCCAGAUCCAAGAUAUCAGUGUUGAAACUGAGGACAACAAGGAGAAGAAAUCUGCUAAAGAUGCUUUGCUUUUGUGGUGCCAGAUGAAGACAGCUGGUUACCCCAAUGUCAACAUUCACAACUUUACAACAAGCUGGAGGGACGGAAUGGCUUUCAAUGCACUAAUACAUAAGCACAGGCCUGAUCUGAUUGAUUUUGACAAGCUGAAGAAAUCAAAUGCACACUACAAUCUGCAGAAUGCUUUUAACCUUGCAGAGCAACACCUUGGUCUUACUAAGCUCCUGGACCCUGAGGAUAUCAGCGUUGAUCAUCCUGAUGAAAAGUCAAUCAUCACCUAUGUGGUGACGUAUUACCACUACUUCUCCAAGAUGAAAGCUUUAGCUGUUGAAGGAAAACGUAUCGGAAAGGUGCUUGACAAUGCCAUUGAAACGGAGAAAAUGAUUGAAAAAUACGAAUCUCUGGCUUCUGACCUUCUUGAGUGGAUUGAGCAAACCAUUAUCAUCCUCAACAAUCGCAAAUUUGCCAAUUCCCUAGUUGGUGUGCAACAACAGCUGCAGGCAUUCAACACUUACCGCACAGUAGAGAAACCACCCAAAUUUACAGAAAAAGGAAACCUAGAAGUGCUGCUUUUUACCAUCCAAAGCAAAAUGAGAGCCAACAAUCAGAAAGUAUACAUGCCAAGGGAGGGCAAACUCAUCUCUGACAUUAACAAGGCCUGGGAAAGACUGGAAAAAGCUGAACAUGAAAGAGAACUGGCACUGCGAAAUGAGCUCAUCAGACAAGAGAAACUGGAACAACUCGCACGCAGAUUUGAUCGCAAGGCAGCUAUGAGAGAAACUUGGCUGAGUGAAAAUCAACGUCUUGUUUCUCAGGAUAAUUUUGGCUUUGACCUUCCAGCAGUAGAGGCUGCAACAAAGAAGCAUGAGGCCAUUGAGACAGACAUUGCAGCAUAUGAAGAACGAGUCCAGGCCGUGGUUGCGGUAGCAAAGGAGCUUGAGACUGAAAAUUACCAUGAUAUCAAACGCAUUACUGCGAGAAAGGACAACGUUAUACGCCUAUGGGAGUAUCUCCUAGAGCUGCUCAGAGCACGGAGACAGAGACUGGAGAUGAAUCUUGGUCUGCAGAAGAUUUUCCAGGAAAUGCUGUACAUUAUGGACUGGAUGGAUGAGAUGAAGGUGCUUCUGCUGUCUCAAGACUAUGGCAAACAUUUGUUAGGAGUUGAAGACCUGUUGCAGAAACAUGCUCUUGUGGAAGCUGACAUUGCUAUUCAGGCUGAGAGAGUGAGAGGGGUCAAUGCAUCUGCUCAGAAGUUUGCCACUGAUGGAGAAGGUUACAAGCCGUGUGACCCACAGGUUAUCAGGGACCGCGUCGCUCACAUGGAGUUCUGUUACCAAGAACUGUGUCAGCUCGCAGCUGAGCGCAGGGCCCGCUUGGAGGAGUCCCGGCGCCUCUGGAAAUUCUUCUGGGAAAUGGCUGAAGAAGAGGGUUGGAUCAGGGAGAAGGAACAGAUCCUGUCAUCUGAUGACUAUGGGAAGGACCUAACCAGUGUCGUCCGUCUCUUGAGUAAGCAUAAGGCGUUUGAAGACGAAAUGAGUGGUCGUAGCGGCCACUUUCAGCAGGCGAUAAAAGAAGGUGAAGACAUGAUUGCGGAGGAGCAUUUUGGGUCUGAGAAAAUCAGAGAAAGAAUUAAGGAUAUCAGGGAGCAGUGGGCUAACUUGGAACAGUUAUCUGCCAUUAGGAAGAAGCGUCUGGAGGAAGCCUCUCUCCUUCACCAGUUCCAGGCUGACGCUGAUGACAUUGAUGCAUGGAUGUUGGACAUCCUCAAAAUUGUCUCCAGCAACGAUGUUGGCCACGAUGAGUAUUCCACUCAGUCCUUGGUCAAGAAACACAAAGAUGUGGCUGAAGAGAUAGCAAGCUACCGACCAACCAUUGACUCGCUUCAUGAACAAGCAAAGGCUCUGCCGCAGGAACAUGCCGGAUCUCCGGAUGUGCAAGGCAGAUUGUCUGGAAUAGAGGAAAGAUACAAAGAGGUUGCUGAGCUGACUCGGCUGCGUAAACAGGCCCUGCAGGAUACCCUUGCUCUUUAUAAGAUGUUCAGUGAGGCAGAUGCUUGUGAGCUUUGGAUUGACGAAAAGGAGAAGUGGCUGAAUAAUAUGCAGAUUCCAGAGAAGCUGGAGGACCUGGAAGUGAUCCAGCACAGAUUUGAAAGCUUAGAACCAGAAAUGAACAAUCAGGCAUCCCGUGUUGCAGUAGUGAACCAAAUUGCUAGACAGCUGAUGCACAGCGGCCAUCCAAGUGAGAAGGAGAUCAAAGCACAGCAAGAUAAACUCAACACAAGAUGGAGCCAGUUCCGAGAACUGGUAGACAGGAAGAAGGAUGCUCUGCUCUCUGCUCUGAGUAUCCAGAACUACCAUCUUGAAUGUAAUGAAACCAAAUCCUGGAUCAGGGAAAAGACCAAAGUGAUCGAAUCCACACAAGAUCUGGGUAACGAUCUGGCUGGAGUGAUGGCCCUGCAGAGGAAGCUGACGGGCAUGGAACGUGACCUGGUAGCUAUUGAAGCCAAGCUAAGCGACCUGCAAAAAGAGGCAGAAAAGUUGGAAUCAGAGCAUCCUGACCAGGCACAGGCUAUCCUUUCACGGCUGGCAGAAAUCAAUGAUGUGUGGGAAGAAAUGAAGACCACACUCAAGAACCGGGAAGAGUCCCUUGGAGAGGCAAGCAAACUGCAGCAGUUCUUGAGAGAUCUGGAUGACUUCCAGUCUUGGCUAUCCAGAACGCAGACAGCAAUUGCAUCCGAAGAUAUGCCAAACACACUGACAGAGGCUGAGAAGCUGCUUACUCAACAUGAGAAUAUUAAGAAUGAAAUCAACAAUUAUGAGGAAGAUUAUCAGAAAAUGAGGGACAUGGGUGAGAUGGUGACACAAGGGCAAACUGAUGCUCAGUACAUGUUCUUACGCCAGCGCCUACAAGCUUUGGACACUGGAUGGAAUGAGCUUCACAAAAUGUGGGAGAACAGGCAAAAUCUCCUUUCCCAGUCUCAUGCCUAUCAGCUAUUUCUCAGAGAUACCAAGCAAGCAGAAGCAUUUCUUAAUAACCAGGAGUAUGUUUUGGCGCACACGGAAAUGCCCACUACCUUGGAAGGAGCUGAAGCUGCUAUUAAAAAACAGGAGGAUUUCAUGACCACGAUGGAUGCCAAUGAAGAAAAGAUCAAUGCAGUUGUAGAGACUGGCAGGAGGCUAGUCAGUGAUGGGAACAUUAACUCUGAUAAAAUCCAGGAGAAAGUGGACUCUAUUGAUGACAGACAUAGGAAGAACCGUGAAGCAGCCAGUGAACUUCUGAUGAGGCUGAAAGAUAACAGGGAUCUUCAAAAGUUUCUUCAGGAUUGUCAAGAGCUCUCACUCUGGAUCAAUGAAAAGAUGCUCACGGCUCAGGAUAUGUCCUAUGAUGAGGCAAGGAACUUGCAUAGCAAAUGGCUGAAGCAUCAGGCAUUUAUGGCAGAACUUGCAUCCAACAAAGAAUGGCUGGAGAAGAUUGAAAAGGAGGGAAUGCAGCUCAUUGCAGAGAAACCAGAAACUGAAGCCGUAGUGAAAGAAAAGCUGACCGGUCUCCAUCAAAUGUGGGAAGAGCUUGAAUCCACUACCCAGACCAAGGCUCAGCGUCUCUUUGAUGCAAACAAGGCGGAGCUUUUUACCCAGAGCUGCGCUGAUUUGGAUAAGUGGCUGAAUGGUUUGGAGAGUCAAAUUCAGUCGGACGACUAUGGAAAAGAUCUCACCAGUGUCAACAUCCUGUUGAAGAAGCAGCAGAUGCUAGAAAAUCAAAUGGAUGUUCGUAAGAAGGAGAUAGAGGAGCUGCAAAGCCAGGCAAGGGCUUUAAGCCAAGAAGGGAAGAGUACAGAUGAAGUAGAUGGCAAACGCCUUACUGUAGAAAAGAAAUUUUUGGAAUUAUUGGAACCUUUGAAUGAAAGAAAGGCAAACCUGCUGGCCUCCAAAGAGAUCCACCAGUUCAACCGGGAUGUGGAAGAUGAAAUUUUAUGGGUCGGAGAGAGGAUGCCUAUAGCUACAUCUACUGAUCAUGGACACAACCUCCAGACUGUGCAGCUACUAAUAAAGAAAAAUCAGACUCUUCAAAAAGAAAUCCAGGGACAUCAGCCUCGUAUUGAUGACAUUUUUGAGAGGAGUCAAAACAUUAUCACAGAGAGUAGCCCUAAUGCUGAAGCAAUUCAGCAGAGACUUGCAGACUUGCAGCAGCUGUGGAACCUCCUAAUCGAGGAGACAGAGAAACGCCACAAGCGCCUAGAGGAGUCUCACAGAGCACAGCAGUAUUACUUUGAUGCUGCCGAGGCUGAGGCCUGGAUGAGCGAGCAGGAGCUCUACAUGAUGUCAGAAGAGAAAGCCAAGGAUGAACAGAGUGCCGUGUCCAUGCUGAAGAAACACCAGAUUUUGGAACAAGCUGUAGAAGACUAUGCUGAAACUGUUCACCAGCUUUCAAAGACCAGCAGAACUUUGGUGGCAGAUAAUCACCCAGAAAGUGAGCGUAUCAGCAUGCGCCAGUCCAAAGUGGAUAAGCUGUAUGCAGGCCUGAAAGAUCUAGCUGAAGAGAGACGGGGAAAGUUGGAUGAGAGACACAGGCUGUUCCAGCUUAACCGCGAGGUGGAUGACCUGGAGCAGUGGAUUGCUGAAAGGGAGGUGGUGGCAGGUUCCCAUGAGCUGGGACAGGAUUACGAACACGUAACGAUGCUACAGGAGCGAUUCCGAGAAUUUGCCCGAGACACUGGAAACAUUGGACAGGAGCGUGUCGAUACUGUUAACCACAUGGCAGAUGAGCUCAUCAACUCUGGACAUUCAGAUGCUGCGACAAUUGCAGAGUGGAAGGACGGACUCAAUGAGGCCUGGGCUGAUCUCCUGGAGCUCAUUGACACGAGAACACAAAUUCUAGCAGCCUCUUAUGAACUGCACAAAUUUUACCAUGAUGCCAAGGAGAUCUUAGGACGUAUUCAAGACAAACAUAAGAAACUGCCUGAAGAGCUUGGUAGAGACCAAAACACAGUGGAAACACUACAGAGAAUGCACACAACAUUUGAGCAUGAUAUCCAGGCCCUCGGCACCCAGGUGAGACAGCUGCAGGAGGAUGCUGCACGCCUUCAGGCUGCCUAUGCUGGAGACAAAGCUGAUGACAUCCAGAAGAGGGAAAAUGAAGUCCUAGAGGCAUGGAAAUCACUGUUGGACGCCUGCGAGGGCCGCAGGGUUAGACUGGUGGAUACAGGAGACAAAUUCCGUUUCUUCAGCAUGGUUCGUGAUCUCAUGCUUUGGAUGGAAGAUGUUAUUCGACAGAUAGAAGCCCAAGAAAAGCCAAGGUAA
This is a messenger RNA of Antrostomus carolinensis (chuck-will's-widow), 5677 nucleotides long. Its product is annotated as spectrin beta chain, non-erythrocytic 1. Lineage: Eukaryota; Metazoa; Chordata; Aves; Caprimulgiformes; Caprimulgidae. The coding region runs from base 113 to 5677 and encodes 1854 amino acids. The transcript is spliced from 25 exons. Gene Ontology annotation, molecular function: protein binding. The record is from RefSeq and is a predicted model, not a curated record.